GGCACGUUAUAUUAGCAGCUAGUGUUUCUUUUCUCCCUCACUCUCACGCCUCACGCUCUAACAAAGGAGUUCAUUCUUCGGGUGCAGCUGAAAGAGAUCAGAGCAGGUUUCAAUAACGGCUCGAAGGGAAACUCAGUUUUCUGAAGGCAGAAAUAAAAGUGUCAUGAAUGGUAGUGGAACCUCCCAAGGACAAUGGGGCAGAGCCUGGAAAGUCGACUUGUUUUCCUUAGCAAGUGUCAUCUUUCUACUCCUGUUUGCCCCCUUCAUUGUGUACUAUUUUAUAAUGUCGUGUGACCAGUACAAUUGCUCUCUAACUAAGCCAGCUAUUGACUUGCUGACGGGGAAAGCCCACCUCUUGGAUAUCUGGAACAAGACACCAGGAUUGACCUGGAAAGCUGCAACCCUAUAUACUUCUUGGGUAAUUUUCCAAGUGUUUUUGUUCAUGCUUCCUGACUUUUGCCAUAAGUUUCUUCCUUCCUUUCGAGGAGGAGUGCAAGAAGGUGCUGUGACUCCUGCCGGCACUGUACUUAAAUAUGAGAUCAAUGGACUUCAAUCCUGGCUUAUCACACAUGCGCUCUGGUUUUCAAAUGUUUACGUCUUCCGCUGGUUCUCACCCACCAUCAUUUUUGACAACUGGAUUCCACUCUUGUGGUGUGCAAAUAUUCUGGGCUAUUUGGUGUCCAUUUUUGCAAUGAUAAAAGGCUACUUUUUCCCUUCUAAUGCAAAAGAUUGCAAAUUCACUGGUAACUUCUUCUACAACUUCAUGAUGGGGGUUGAAUUUAAUCCUCGUUUAGGAAAGUGGUUUGAUUUCAAACUGUUUUUCAAUGGUCGCCCAGGAAUUGUAGCAUGGACUCUUAUUAACCUCUCCUAUGCAGCAAAACAGAAGGAAUUGUAUGGACAAGUAACUAACUCAAUGAUACUUAUCAAUGUCCUACAGGGUAUAUAUGUUUUGGACUUCUUCUGGGAUGAAACUUGGUAUCUGAAAACAUUUGACAUCUGCCAUGAUCAUUUUGGAUGGUAUCUAGGCUGGGGAGACUGCGUUUGGCUCCCUUAUCUCUAUACUCUACAGGGAUUGUACUUGGUCUAUCACCCUGUUCAGCUUGCCACAGGUAACGCAGUUGGAAUUCUACUGCUGGGUUUGGUGAGCUACUGUAUCUUCAGAAUGGCCAAUCAUCAGAAAGAUCUUUUUCGUCGCACUGAUGGGAACUGUAAAAUCUGGGGCAAGAAGCCCCAAUACAUUGAAUGCUCCUAUAUGUCAGCUGAUGGGACCAAACACUACAGUAAACUGUUGACUUCAGGAUUUUGGGGAGUGGCGCGCCAUUUUAAUUACACAGGAGACUUGAUGGGCUCUCUGGCCUACUGUCUGUGUUGUGGUUUUGAGGACAUCCUGCCUUAUUUCUACAUUAUUUACAUGAUUAUUCUUCUGGUCCACCGUUGUAUCAGGGAUGAACACCGAUGCUUAAACAAGUACGGCAAGGACUGGAAGCGGUACACCGAUGCAGUACCAUACCGUCUGUUUCCAGGGCUUUUUUAAAUGCCUUGGGCAUUAAGUAUAUCUUUGGAGCCCAUGUAUGAACAGUAUAUUUUCUAUGGAAGAAGGAUCUAAAGAGUCCUUUAAGGAUCUAAAAAGAUGUGGCAUCAUCUUUUAUCUUUUGGACCAUCUAAUGGGAUAUGAUCCAUAUAUCUGAUAAAUUGUGCUACGAAACUUGUAUAAACUUUUUAGGGGUGUGCGUGAUUUUUUAAAAAAGUUCAUUUUGCACAUUUUAUUUUAUUUUUUGUCCAAAUAAGCUUGAUAUUAAAAAUCAAGGAAAUCUUAGUUAUAAUAAAACUCAUAUUAUUUCACUAUGGGGCACAAUCAACAAGGGAAAAUGAAGUGGAAGCUAAAUAGGCCCUUUGUUAUUUUACUGUAGCUUAUACCGUAGUGGUUCCUGAUGGUGUGUGUUUGAGUUACAUUCCUCUGAGAGAAUGGGAAUUCUGAGCUAUAAAUGAACAAAACUCACAUUGCCAUCUGAUCUGAUCCUCAGAUAGUCUUUCUGUAGCUAGAUGAGAGAUUCUGGAGGCUCCUUUAAAACCUAAAUGCAAAUGAUAACAAGGACGUUUCAUUUUAAAAUAUGAAGACUGGUUGGGUAAAACGUCUGCACCAGUUCCUCUGUUGUGAUAAAAAGCAUACCUGUGAAGGGAAGAGAGUCUAGGAUGACUGGUGAUAAUUAAUUUUUGCUUUCUAGAAGUGUGUUGAAAUACUGCCCCCACUAAUUACCUUAGACAUUUUCUACAGUGUAUUUAGAUACACACCAAGUCCACCCUCGAAUAUUGGAGAUCCAGUGUAUGAAAUACUCUGAUAUGGCCAAUGUCAAGUUUUAAAAAGCCAUGUAGAAUUGGAUUGUGCAUACAAAAAUGUAAUAUGUGAUUGGAAUAUGUAAUAUGUGAUUUUUCACUAUUGAAAAAAUCAUAGCAUUUACUGCAAGAUGGAAAAUGGAAGAAUAGCUGAAUUGCAAAUGGUUUACCAAUUUGAGAAUGAGAUCUCUGCUUUGAUAAGGAAUUGCCUAGCCUAAGCUGCUUAUGCAAGUUGGUGGGUUUUUUUGUUUAUGACCCCUCUUAUGUAUCAAACUGUACAGCUCAAUCUAGGGCCUGGGCAUGGGUGGGAAUAGAGACCCAACUACGAAUAUCAAGGCCUAGAACUGGCUGUUUAGGAUGAUGAACCAAAAAAGAGUAAAAUCGAGAGCAGAUAGAACUGCGGGCUGGUGCAAUCCCAGAGUAACACAUGGAAUCCAACCAUUAAAUAAAAGUUGCACUCACCCCUGUGCUACCCUAGCUGGCUUUGAAGCUUUGCAUUCACAACAUCAUAUUCAACAUCAUAUUCAAAGACAAAACAAGGGAGAAGAGUAGAAUCCAGUUCAUGCAAUUGUCAGCUGGUUCAUAUGUUAACUGUGAUAUUUUCUGUGUAAAUAAAACAGAUUUCUUUUCUCUUUCCUUUCAGUA
Messenger RNA from Elgaria multicarinata webbii, 2979 nucleotides. RefSeq names its product 7-dehydrocholesterol reductase-like. The record is from RefSeq and is a predicted model, not a curated record. Gene Ontology annotation, molecular function: 7-dehydrocholesterol reductase activity. Gene Ontology annotation, cellular component: endoplasmic reticulum membrane. Gene Ontology annotation, biological process: brassinosteroid biosynthetic process; cholesterol biosynthetic process. NCBI's taxonomy places the organism in Eukaryota, Metazoa, Chordata, Lepidosauria, Squamata, Anguidae. The coding region runs from base 164 to 1534 and encodes 456 amino acids. The transcript is spliced from 8 exons.